Messenger RNA from Laccaria bicolor S238N-H82, 630 nucleotides. RefSeq lists its product as uncharacterized. Bases 1 to 630 code for a protein of 209 amino acids. NCBI's taxonomy places the organism in Eukaryota, Fungi, Basidiomycota, Agaricomycetes, Agaricales, Hydnangiaceae. The transcript is spliced from 2 exons. The record is from RefSeq and is a predicted model, not a curated record.
AUGCCUUUUUGGAAAUUUUGUCAAAAUCCAGUAGGAAUCCUACUGGAGUCCUGGAGUCCAGUAGGAAUAGGUGGGGGAGUGAUAAGUAUUGUGCCGACACCAGCCCCUGCAGACUGCAACCCUGAAAGCCUCAAAAUACGAAUUCCACUCCUUUCGACUCUUCGUGAUGGUCAGGCUCCAACGUCACCUGAAAACGAAGAGUCAGGGGAUGAAGCCAAUACUACGCGUCGUACCUUUUGUCCUCCAGAGCAUCGGGAUGCCAUGGUAAACAUGAUGGAACGCCAUUUUUGCGCACACCCGCUCAUUCCCGGGUAUUCAGCGCCAAUGCCGGAAGGCAUCAAGGCAUGGGCUGUGAAGCAAAUCUAUGAAUUUUGUGUUGAUCACAGCUUGCCAAACCUUUGGGGUUACCUUUGGGAGAACUGGUAUUGUCGUGGACGUUGGGAGUUAUGGUCAAGAUCUGCAAAUCCUGUAGAAAUUCCACGACUGAAGACGACGAUGAUGGUGGAAGCGCAUUGGCGGCGUGUCAAAGAAGACUACCUCCAUCAUUUUAGCCUACCAAGGCUAGACUUGCUCGCGUGGGUCUUGAUAAAAAAAUUGGCGCCGACAUAUUACCGGAAGCUUCAUCAGUAA